UUACUUUUUUAUAUUAUCUAGAAAGUAUAAUAUAAAACUAAGAAAUGGCUAGCAGCACAUUUGAAGAUCAGGUUGAAAAACUAAAGGAGAUAUUACAAAAGUUUAAAAAAAUUGUGCCAUCGGAUUCAGCACUUCACAAGGGAGAACAUUUGCAUUAUUUUGGACCCCUAAACUUGAAAUUAGAGCAGGGACAUGUUGAAGAAAUAGUCACAAGACUAAAAUCUAAAUAUGAACGAUUUAGGACGAUAAACAGUGCUGGCACUGUGAUGAAUUCUGUCUCGGAAAAGAACAUGCAAGUGAAAUUAAAGAAACCUUUGAAAACAUGUCUAAAAGAUGUCAUAUCAAAACUGAGGGAUGUCGCGAAAGAUACUACUUUAAAAUCAACUAUUCAAAGACUGGAAGCUAUUGCACUCGAGGAAGGGUUACGAUUUGAUUGUGAACAAACAAACAACAAUUGUUUUAUCAGCUCAGACAUGUUCUACGUCGAGAUAGUUCUUGACAGUGUCGGACUGGCUGAGGAAGUGAAAUUACAUGGACAUACUGGUGUACCCAAGUCGUGGAAAGAGUUGAUAAAAAUAUUGAGAAAUAAAGAUUACACAGAAUUUCGAAGUCAUAUGGUGGGAUUAAAAAAUCGAUACCUACUCAAGGGUGAUACGUUCACUAAAUCAAAAAUUCUUACAUCACUUGAAGCUGUCGAAGAAGACGUCAUGAAAAUAUAUAAAUCUGAUAUGUCAUCCAACAUGGUUUCUGACAGCAUUUUAUGUGGACCUGUUGGUUAUGUUAUACCAAGAGUAGGCGGUAAAAAUUUACAAAUGACAUAUUGUGUCGAUCCGUUGGAAAUACUGGACAUGAAAAACGAAGGAGCUGUAAAAGUGUUUUCCAGCGAUGACCCACUCCCAGUUGAUCUUGGUUAUUCUGUUACGUUAUCAGUGCGACAAUCAGAGCAAACCUUGCUUCCUCUAUCUUCUCUGGUGUAUAACGAAAAUAACAUAGUUGCUUAUGUUAAACAGGAUUCGUCCAACAGUCAAGAGUUGCCUGCUUCAUUUGUUUUACAAUUAGCACAACCGCUACCUACGUCUGUUCAUAUCGCUAAGUGCUUGUAUAAAAUAUCAACAAAAGGUGAUACAUUUGUUCAUAGUUCUAGUGCUAACUUGGACGAUCUUAUUUUGCAGCAGCACAUCAAUAAAUCUCGCUUACAUUGGGAAGAAGAAGAAUUCACCACUAUAUUAUCUGAUCAAAUUCAUUAUUUUCGUUGCGUACCCAGCGAAGAUAAAGAUGUGGUUGGUCUGCUCCUAUCAGCUAUCCCAUUCAACCAUCCCUUGCAAAUACCUCUAAUCAUCAAGCUUUUGCGCUGUCAAGCUAUCUACAAUAUUUUGCUGUGCAGCUGUGUCCACCAUCAUGAUACUGACAGCCGAGAUGUUUUAGAUCGCAGCAAGUUAGUAUUCGAUGUCACGUGUUCUGACUGGAAUUGUAUAACUGUCACAUUUAUCCAUCCUAUCGACGAAACGAUAGCAUCAAUUGAUUUUAUCGUAUCGUUGGAUGGGAUUGUUGAAUGCUCGCUCAAUGUUAUCCCUACUUCACCCGUGUUUUGCACUAACGAAUAUGUCAAGAAGAUUGUCAACAGAUGCUUAUCCAUUCCCAUCUCAAUGAGACGAUUAUUUAAACAGUCAGAAUCAUAUAAACCGCACCUAGAAAUGUCGAUCAACGUUAAAACAGAAAAGACAUUGCAACGCCCCAUGAAAUUAUUAAUGCCCAGUCUUCAACAAAUACAGAAUGGCAUUCCGCUGAUGUCGCCAAGUCUUACAUCAUCUCCUUCCGCGUUUUUAAACUUUUCCGCCAGUGGACCUGGCGGUCCUUUGUUCCCGCUUGAUAAGAACAGCGGCCCUAAAAGACGCUCGUCGAACAGUGACGGAAGCCGAACGCCGAACAAAUUACAGAAACUACCGAAAAUCACUUUAAAACGUAAACGAGACAAGCAGGAUAUAUACGAGAUCGAUCAAACAAAGUCAGAUAUUGGCGAGGAUAACAUUGAACAGCCGACCAGCGCAGACUCUCUUUCGUUUAUAUCGCAAUUUGACCAAGACGUUUUAAAAAAUUCACCAGAUGGGUUGUUUCUGGAAAAUGACUCAGAUCUCGCAGGCUUGUUGGGCAUUCCUUCGGGACCCUUUGUGCAUACGGAUGGUUUUCCAGGUACAUCUCACGUGCAAGCAUUUGACUUAGAUGCCUUGACGUCUGGAGAAGAUUUGAAUUUAGACUCGACUAUAGAUCCGUCGGCGUUGACGUCUACUACGUUCUCCUCCACGGCGUUUGAUAUUGAUGCGGAUGGAAUGUUAGACAUCGACAGUUUGAUGAAUUCUGUACCAUAGUGUAGGAGACUAAAUUUCUAUUUAUGGGCGUAAAUAUUAAACGCAAAAUAGAGUAAACAUUAGGAAUAUAGUUAUUGUAUAAUAUUGUGAAUAAAUUACAUAUUUUGA
This is a messenger RNA of Hydractinia symbiolongicarpus, 2474 nucleotides long. RefSeq names its product mediator of RNA polymerase II transcription subunit 1-like. Lineage: Eukaryota; Metazoa; Cnidaria; Hydrozoa; Anthoathecata; Hydractiniidae. Gene Ontology annotation, molecular function: transcription coregulator activity. Gene Ontology annotation, cellular component: mediator complex. The transcript is spliced from 22 exons. The coding region runs from base 45 to 2366 and encodes 773 amino acids. The record is from RefSeq and is a predicted model, not a curated record. Gene Ontology annotation, biological process: regulation of transcription by RNA polymerase II.